CAAUUCAAACGGCUUUAAAAUGGCGUACGUCUAAUAACGUUUACUUUUUUAUCACUGUGCAGAAAAAUUGGCCAAUCAUAUCUUUAUAAUGAAAAAAAAUAUUAAACUGUGUAUAAUGCAUUUUUAUUAUCAAGUAUUUAAUAUUAAAGAUAUAUAAACGUGUGGUUUUUUAAUUUAUUAUUUAUUUGUGACGUUGGUAAUUGCAACGGAUUUGAUGAAUUGGAAUUUUAUUUUCAUAACCUCUUCGAAGAAAAGUUAACUUUUAUUAUCAAAUUUUAUCAACUGUUUUAAAUUGUGAGGAAUAUUGUGAAUAUAUAUAUCAAUACUCAAAAUGACUACAUCUUAUACACUAGGAAGUGAUAUCGUACAUUUAAAUGUAGGAGGAACUAGGUUUUCUACGUCUCAACAAACUUUGACGUGGAUACCUGAUUCUUUUUUUACAGCUUUAUUGAGUAAUCGAAUUGCAAGUCAUCAAGAUUUAGAUGGUGCAUUAUUUAUUGAUAGAGAUCCACGAAUGUUUUCUAUAAUUUUAAAUUAUUUACGUACAAAGGAUAUUAAUUUAAAAAAUGUUGAUAUUCGUUCUUUAAGACACGAAGCAGAAUAUUAUGGUAUUACACCAUUGGUAAAGCGAUUAAUGUUAUGCGAAGAUUUAACUCAAUCUUCUUGUGGUGAUGUGCUUUUCUCUGGUUAUUUACCACCACCUGGUAUUCCAUUACAAGAGUUAGCAACAGUUCCUCCAAAUGUCAGUGAUGUCUCUGUUCAUGGUAGAGCUGUGACAACAACUUCAACACCUAGGACAGAUACACCCACUACUUCACAAUCGGCAGUAUCUUCUUCAUGUCCUUGUACUCAAAAUACAAAUGGACAACAAAAUCAUAAGAGACCAAUAACUUCUCAUGUACGCAAUUCAUCAUUAGACUAUAGACUUUCUCAACGUGGUUUACCUCAUUCACGAACUCCAUCUUUAGAUCUGAGACAUAUUCGAAAUAAUUCGGCAGAUUUAAAUAAAUUGUACAAAAAUGAUGUUGGUGUUAUAUUUGGACCUCAACAGGUUUCAGCUUGGGUAAAUCCUUUAAGAGUGCAAAUUAUAAAAGCACAUCAUAAUUGGAUAGUUGUUGCUUAUGCACAUUUUAUAACAUGUUAUCGUUUAAAAGAUUCAUCUGGAUGGCAACAUGCAUUUACAAGUCCACACAUUGAAUCUAUAAUCGAACGAGUAGCAAUAAAUGCAAAGAUAGGUAGUGGAGUAGACGGUAAAAUGGUAGCUAUUUCUUAUGGAAAUCAAGUGAGAUUAUGGAGCGUUUCCGAAUAUGGCAUUAAAACAAAUAUUGGUACUUUUAAUUUGAAUGUCCGUGUGGAAUAUUUAUUUUUUAUUGGUAGUCAAUUGGUUGCUCUUUCACCAACUGGAAAGAUCGGCGUGUGGCAUGCAAUGACACAUCAUUGGCAAAUUCAAGAUGUGGAACCUAUUUUGUCAUUUGACACUGCUGGCACGUUUCUUCUUCUUGGUUGUAACAAUGGUUCUAUUUAUUAUAUUGACAUGCAAAAAUUUCCUCUUAGAAUGAAAGAUAACGAUCUUCUCGUAAGUGAAUUAUAUCGUGAUCCAAGUUAUGAUCCUAUUACAGCCAUAUCAGUCUAUCUAACACCAAAAACAAGUCUCUGUGGAAAUUGGAUUGAAAUUGCAUAUGGUACAGAAUCUGGUAGUGUCAGAGUCAUUGUCCAACAUCCUGAAACUGUUGGGCAUGGACCACAAUUAUUUCAAACAUUUACUGUUCAUCAAAGUAGUGUAACAAAAGUAACAUUAUCAGAAAAAUAUUUAGUGUCUGUUUGUUCUGAAUACAAUCAUGUAAGGACUUGGACUGUAACAAGAUUCCGUGGUAUGAUUUCUACACAACCUGGAUCAACACCUGAAGCAAGUUUUAAAAUAGUAUCUCUAGAAGCUGUUGAACCCUGUGUUAGUUAUUAUGCUGGAAAUGAUUUUGGUCCAUUUGGUGAGCAAGAUGAUGAACAAGUGUUUGUUCAAAAAGUUGUACCUGAAACCGAUCAAUUGUUCGUACGUUUAGCAUCAAAUGGGAAAAGAGUUUGUGUAAUACAAUCAGUUGAUUGUAGUAUCAUUAGUUCCUUCUAUGUUCACGAAUGCGAAGGAUCUAGUCGAAUGGGCUCCAGGCCUAGACGUUUUAUAUUUACCGGACAUUCUAAUGGCACUAUUCAAAUGUGGGAUUUAACAACAGCUUUGGAUCCAUCCUUUCAUCAAGAUAAAGUAUCAGAUGUGUCUGGUGGACCAACGCCAGAAGAACUUUGGAAAUUGUUAGAUCAAUGUGAUCUAAGUAAUAGUCAUUGCUCUACACCAUGUAUUAGUCCAUGUCCAUCACUCGCAGGCGUAGGUGCACGAAUUAAAACAAGUAAUGUUUUAUUUCUUAAUCAAUCACAUAACUCUGAGGCAGUAGCUGGAUCUAGCCAACAACAAUAGGUUUUAUAAAAAGAAAAUUUUUUAUCAUUAUAUUAAGUUACUUAAUUUCUAUGACUUUUUCUAUUUUACAUAUUUUAGCAAAUGAAUGAGCAUUUAUAUAUAUAUAUAUAUAUAUAUAUAUAUAUAUAUAUAUAUGUAUUUAUUAUUUAUAGUUGUGAAAGUUAAGUAAUUAUAGCUAUAGUUCCUAUUUCAAAGCCAUUGGCUGAUAACUCUCUGUUUAUUGUACAGUAUAAUGUGCAGAACUGAUUAUGUUUUAAGAAAAAGAAAUUGUUUUGCAUUUUCAUGGAAUUUCAAAACUUACUCUACAACAAAAAUAAGAUUGUUGACAAAUAUCUGUAAUACUCAAUGAUGGAAAUAAAAUAAAUGUUGCUGUCUUCUUAUUGUUAGUUCUAAUUAUAAUAUAAUUCAGCAAUAAAUGUGAUAAAAAUAAAUAUUACGAUUAUAUAUUAGAUAAAGAUACAAAAACAUUUCGACUUGUAAAGUUUAAAUGUAAGAAGCUUAAAUAAAUGAGUUAACGUUUUUCUCUUAAUGUAA
Molecule: messenger RNA, 2998 nt
Organism: Vespula vulgaris
Lineage: Eukaryota; Metazoa; Arthropoda; Insecta; Hymenoptera; Vespidae
Product: BTB/POZ domain-containing protein KCTD3
Exons: 10
Coding region: 332-2464 (710 amino acids)
Biological process (GO): protein homooligomerization
Molecular function (GO): protein binding
Source: RefSeq, a predicted model, not a curated record